AUGAGCAACCUCGCAAACGUGGGCAACAUUGUUCGCACCUUGCAAUCCGUCAAUUCGAACGUGACAGAAGACGGCCAACUGUGUCUUCUCUCGCUUGAGGGAGAUAGACUCAUAGAGAACAUCUACGACAAUGAAGAGCUUCUGUCUCAACGAUGCGUGACCAACGACGCCAAGCAUAACUCUUCGGCAGUCUACAUGAUGUUGGAAUCCAGCGCAUUCAUGCUCUAUCUCGGCAGCAACGCGUCGCUCUGCGCCAGGGAGUUCAACCACCGCGAGAAGGAGUGGGUGGAAGCGAAGAUCGAAAUUCCCCAUCUGACUGACCUGUGCCCUGACACUCGCUUAUCCGUCGUGACCGUUCCCGAGGUCACCAUCGUCUUCUAUCAGACCAUCAAGGGGCAGGUACAUGGCAUCGCGUUCGACCGCAAAAAGGAGCACUGGCUGGCCCCCUUCUGCCUCCCCUGCCAGGCCCAGCGUGGAACGCCAAUUUCGGCCUUUUCAACCCAGGAGUCCGUCAUUGUGUCCUUUGUUGACAUUGAGAAGAAAGUGCACAUCUUCUCGAGGCGUCUCGAGGCUGACAAGUGGGAAGACAAGAUUCUGGAUGACUCGUCGGACAAUGCACACAUGAUGAAUUUGGUUGUCUAUGAGAACGAGGAGCGCGGAACAAUCGAGGCCUUUGCACAGGUGCAGAACAAGAUUCUGCACAUCGACCAGCAUCAAGGACGCUCUUGCUUGGGCCAGGUGACCAAGGGAGAGUUCACGCCCAUCACCAAGGCCGAGUGUGGAAGAUUUAUUCGCGCGCGCUUUGGACUGAUGGGUCGCCUCCGUGGUAACACUACUAUCAACAUCAACUGGAUUAACAACUCGGGCUACGCGCCUAUUUCUGUUUGGGGAGCGAGGCGACCAGCCUGGGCCUAG
Metarhizium brunneum ARSEF 3297 is the source of this 915-nucleotide messenger RNA. RefSeq lists its product as uncharacterized. The record is from RefSeq and is a predicted model, not a curated record. NCBI's taxonomy places the organism in Eukaryota, Fungi, Ascomycota, Sordariomycetes, Hypocreales, Clavicipitaceae.